Messenger RNA from Antechinus flavipes (yellow-footed antechinus), 909 nucleotides. RefSeq names its product chymotrypsin like (gene CTRL). The record is from RefSeq and is a predicted model, not a curated record. NCBI's taxonomy places the organism in Eukaryota, Metazoa, Chordata, Mammalia, Dasyuromorphia, Dasyuridae. The transcript is spliced from 7 exons. Gene Ontology annotation, biological process: proteolysis. Gene Ontology annotation, molecular function: serine-type endopeptidase activity. The coding region runs from base 21 to 824 and encodes 267 amino acids.
ACCCAGACAAAUCGGCAGAGAUGGCAGCGCUGUGGGCUCUUCUGUGCCUGGCCUUCCUCGGCUCUUCCUACGGCUGUGGAAUCCCAGCCAUUAAACCAGCUCUGAACUUCAACCAGAAGAUUGUCAAUGGAGUAAAUGCUGUGUCAGGCUCCUGGCCCUGGCAAGUGUCUCUGCAGGACCAAAGUGGUUUUCACUUCUGUGGAGGUUCCCUCAUCACCCAGAACUGGGUCAUCACAGCUGCUCAUUGCAACGUGAGCCCAGGCCGUCACCUGGUUGUCCUUGGAGAAUAUGACCGCUCAUCUAAUGCAGAACCCAUUCAGGUCAGGAGUAUCUCAAAGAUCAUCACCUACCCUGGCUGGAAUCCCAACACCAUGAACAAUGACCUCACCCUGGUCAAGCUGUCCUCCCCUGUCCAAUUCACCUCUCGGAUCUCCCCCAUCUGUCUGGCCACCGACAACAACAUUCCCCAGGACUACACCUGCGUCACUACCGGCUGGGGCCGCACCAGUGGCGUAGCCAACACCACCCCAGCCCGGCUCCAGCAGGUGGUCCUGCCCCUGGUGACCGUGAGCCAGUGCCAGCAGCAUUGGGGCAGCCGCAUCACAGACGCCAUGAUCUGUGCAGGAGGCGCCGGAGCCUCUUCCUGCCAGGGUGACUCCGGGGGCCCCCUCGUGUGCCGCCGUAGCAGCCUGCCACAAGCACCUUGGAUCCAAGUUGGCAUCGUGUCCUGGGGGACAAGCAACUGCAACGUCCGGGUACCAGCCAUGUACACACGCGUCAGCAAGUUUUACUCUUGGAUCAAUCAGAUGGUGUCCAGCAACUAAAGAGCUUGAAAAAGGAGCCCACUCAAACCCAAAUGCCCUUCCUCUCUAUUCCCUGAAGCACAAUAAAUUCCCCAUCUUCUCCCAA